Messenger RNA from Achroia grisella, 2400 nucleotides. RefSeq lists its product as uncharacterized. The transcript has 2 exons. The coding region runs from base 442 to 2151 and encodes 569 amino acids. NCBI's taxonomy places the organism in Eukaryota, Metazoa, Arthropoda, Insecta, Lepidoptera, Pyralidae. The record is from RefSeq and is a predicted model, not a curated record.
AGAAGAACCGACGUCACGUGUGGGAGUAUUGCACUGUCUUUGAGUGAGUCCGUUCCAAUUAGACUAUUUUCUUAUUUCUUAACGUUGCCGAAAAACUCAUUCUUUACUAUUCAAAACUGCAUUUCUAUCCCUCUUUAAAUUAUUUAUUAUUUAGCUUUGCCCUUAUUUUCUUAUACACAGUCACGUAUAGCUUACAUUACUAUAUACAUUGCAUUCUAUUAAUUUGCGCGCUUAGAAGCGGCUAGUAACAGCCGGUCCGGUGCAUCGACCUUGCACUCGACCGUGUCAUUGACCGUGCGUGACAUUUACCUGCGCUUGCGCUACGGACAUAGCUCUUAGUAACAACCGGUACGGUGCAUUGACCUUACAGUUGAACGUGUCGUUGACCGUACGCGACCUUCGGCCCCUUCUUUCGGCUUCAGCAUUUCAUAAGACUUUAAUAUGGCAGAUUCUAUUAAAACAUUAAUUAAAAAACGUAGUUCUAUGAAGUCUAAAAUUACAGUUUUUAACAAUUAUUUAAAUUUAAUCAGUAGUAAUGCGGAUAUAUCUCAUUUGCAACGUUUGGACUUGGAGGAGCGUUUUAAUAGGUUCGAGGCCAUGUAUUCCGAUUUUGAUGCAUUACAGACCGACAUCGAGGUGCUUUCUGACGACGCCGAGGCCGAGUCCGCUCUGACCGACCGUGAGGAAUUCGAACGCCAGUUCUUUCGUGUGGUGGCUCUCGCUCGCAGCCUACUGGCGACUUCGCGCGACAGUGCUGGGUCUGUGGCGGGUUCUGAAGAUGCUAAUUCAGGUGCACUCAAUACAAAACAGAAUUUUGUUCGUUUGCCGAAAAUUUCGCUACCUUGCUACGACGGAUUUUAUCAAUCCUGGUUGGAGUUUAGGGACACAUACAUCUCACUGAUUCACAACAAUGCAUGUAUCGACGACAUCAACAAGUUCCACUACUUACGUGCCUCACUUAAGGGUAGCGCGGCUUCAAUCAUUCAAAAUAUAGACUUCAAAGCAGAGCAUUAUAAAAUUGCAUGGGACUUGUUGUGUGAGCGAUAUAACAACAACCGUGUCCUUGUAAAUAAUCACAUUCAAGCGUUGUUUGAUGUUGAACAGAUAUCGAGGGAAUCAAGUGUGUCACUUAGGGGUCUCGUUGAUGUCAUUAAUAAAAAUAUAAGGGCACUAACAACUCUAAAUCAGCCCACUAAUCAUUGGGAUACCCUCAUCAUCUUUAUAAUGGCAAAAAAGCUGGACGUCACAACUAGUCGUAACUGGGAGGAACACAAAAACUCAUUAACUACCGAUCCCAUUUUAUCACAAUUUUGUACAUUUUUAAAUAAAAGGGCUGACUUAUUGGAGUCAGUCGAGUCAAAUUUCAUUAAUUGCAGUACUUCAAUUGUCGCUUUAAAUAAUCAAACUAAUAAUAAUAAAUCUAUCAUUACUCAUAAUAAGAAAUCAAUUGCUUAUAAUAAACAAUCUGGCAUUAAAUGUCCACUUUGCUCUCAAGCACACUCAUUAUAUUCUUGUGAAUCUUUUAGGGCCUUAUCUAUAGAAAAUCGCAUUCAAAAGGCGAAAGAAUAUAAAGUGUGCCUAAAUUGCUUGCGCUUAGGCCAUAACGCAAAAUAUUGCAAAUUAACUCAUUGCAAAUAUUGCAAAGUUAAACAUAAUACACUUUUACAUAUAGAAAUAAAUAGUACAAUCCCAUCUCAUGAUGUUCUGCCUUCUGCAUCGCCUUCUCUGUCAAAUGAUGUCGCUUUAUCAGCCGAUACUAUGCAGCUUGCUACUUCUGCGCAUUGUCUACUUUCCACAGCAUUGGUGAACGUGACCAACGCUACGGGCAACAAGUGCACGGCACGUCUACUGCUGGACAACGGUAGCACGGCGAACUUUGUUACGCAGAGCCUGUCGGAGAAACUGGGUUUGUCACAACGCGGUACGAGCACCAAGGCAAAAACAAAAUGGUUCCAUUCAUCAGACGAGGUGAAACUUGGAGCUCUCGUCCUGAUCAAGGACAAGACAGCACCUCCGCUACUGUGGUGCCUGGGUCGGGUCGUAAAGAUCUACCCUGGCGUGGACGGCGUCACAAGGGUGGCCGAACUCAAGACGAAGAAGGGCACCAUUCGUCGUGCCUUCAACUGCAUCUGCCCUCUUCCUGAGCAUUGAAGACAUCACUUCAACCCCGGGAGUCUGUUGGCGCGCAAGCGACGACAGUGGACGGCUGCGGGGUCUGCGGGCGCCGCGGGGCAUCCGAGCCGGCAGCGAGCCCGAUCUGCCGCGACACCUCACUCGGCCAUUCCGUGCAUUGGGCACCGCACGCACUUCUCACUUUCUUAACACUUGUAAUAUAUAUAUUCUAAAAUACAUAAUCAUACAGUCCACAACGUGAUAUCAUUUCACCACCCUAACCGGGCC